UUUGUACGGUUGGCACCGCCUCCUGGCAGAGCCCCGCCCCCCACAACAGAGUUCAGAGCGAGACCCCGGAGACCCGUGAGUGUUGUAUUCAACCUCCCGCGCUUCCAGGAAGCAACACAUUUCCGGCGCGCUUCCCCGGUGACCCGGCACCGUCAUCCAGCGGAGAGCCUUACGAUGACUGAACAUUACAAGAACAUAGAAGAUGAAACUUUUCCAAGCUUUUUAGCAGACUCUGUUAAUAGCCACCUCAGUGAAACUCUUGAAAACUGCACGCUGUCUUCCAAUUUAGGGUUACCCGUUGCUGCUUCUACUGUUGCUAAAGCUCGUGCUGCUUUUGACCGCCCUCUGGACGUUCAAGCUUCCUACUUGGAGAAUGAAAGACUGCAGUUUCCAGCAAGCUGUUCUUCUAGCUUAAGUCAAUCUGGAGAAGAAAAAAAGAAAUUCGUCCUUAGCUUUAAGGAUGAUUUAAGAGACUUGAAUGCGUUUAUUGAAGCCAGCAAUGUUAAUAUUCAGUUGCAGAAACUUGAGUUGCAGGAGCAAAAAUUUCAAGAGGAGCCACAUCAAACAAAGCGAAAUGGGUCACAAAACAAUAAGGACUGGGUUUGCAGUGCACCAAGCUUAUUCAAUGGUGCAGAAAGAGAAAUGCAAGGUUUUCUAGAACUGGAGUUAAGUUCAUCAGCAGCAAGUUUCUUAGAAAAUGAAAAGUUAGUAUCCAUUGCAAGCUUAGAUGGCAGCUCUUCAGAUGAGCUGGAUGAUGAAGAAUUUGUUGAUGAUCAGCUGGAGGCCUACUUUAAAAGGCUGUUGCCACCAGGAAUGCAGCGGGGAGUUGUUGAGGGACAAGAAAUUAAAGAUCCAAAAAGAUCUUCAUACAUGGAUGAUCUCCAGAUGCCUCACGUGCGUUUGGCUGCCACUGGCAUGGAUUCAGCUCCUGAUAGCGAUGAUGAUGUGGAACUUGAGCUAGAAAAAGCUACACAACAGCACUUACAAAGAGAACAUUUUUUGGGAAGCACCAAUGCACCUUUGGCUGAAGAGCAGCAUAGACCCAGCUCUCGUCCAGGCUUGGAAGGCGGCAGCUCAGAGGAAGAAUCUUCUAAUGAAAUGCGAGGUGUUCCUAAUGUGUCAGCAUUUAGACAGUCUGCAGAAGGCUAUGAUGUUGGUUCACCUGGAGGGUUUCCUGUUGGGGCUGAAUCUAAAGAUGGAAGCAAUGGAGAUUUUGGUGGGUCAAAUAAUUCUUUGAUUUCAGAAUCGCUGGCAUAUGGACUGUGGAAAAAAGACAUGGCUACCAGAAAUAUAGCCGGGGAGGAAAGUACAUCUUUUAUAAAGCAGGUAUCUUGUGAUAGGAUAGCCCCAGUUGGAAAUGGUAGAACGUCAAAGGACAUUAAAGAAAUGUAUUCUGAAUUAGAAAAAAGCCAAAACGUUAACCAAGAUAAGCCUAGCUUGUUCAAUCUAAAUUCAUCACCUGCAAAUACAGCACACAAACUGAACUCCCUGUAUUUCCAAGAGAGUAGAGCUCCAAAUGGUGAAUUUGCUUCAGAGAGCUCAGCCAAUUUUCCUCAGAUGUUUUCUGAUACAAAUCAUACAAAUGGGUUUGUGGAUGCUGAAAGCUUGGACACAGCCACAGCUGGCCAAGAAAAUGUUGGUCGAUUGGCAGAUUCAUAUUUAUCACCGACUUGUUCCAACCAGACUGGAACUAGUCAAGAUAUCUGGCUGUCGGGUGAGAUGCAGCCAUUUCAAUGGAGCUUUCAGCAGAGUGAAAGUGAGAAAGGUAGUCAGUCACAUAGUGUUGUUUAUCAAAAUGAAGAAGGAAAAUGGGUUACAGAUCUUGCUUACUAUAAACCAUUUGAAAAAGAGGAGGCUGUAGAUUUUUCUGGAUCGAUUAACUUUAAAGAUGAAGAUUUUAUUGUUGGAAGUGAUGCUGUAGUCAAGCUUGAUGAAGACCAAAAAGAGUUUGAGGAAGAAAAUAAAUUCAUUCAGGAAGAGAAAAUGGAUUUAGAGAAUUACUCUCUUAAUAUGGGUGACACAUCAUGGAAGCUUCCAGCCAGUGGUCCUGUGUUACUGAAAGCAUCUCGGAUUUCAGAUUUAUCCCAGGAAGAGGCAAGCUAUUUGCGUCUCUCUUUAGGAGAGUUCUUUGGUCAGAGAUCAGAAGCUAUGGGAUGUCUUGGCGGAGGUACAAAUGUAAAACGGCCUUCUUUUGGCUAUCAUAUCAUUUCACCGGAGAAACAAGACCCAAUUGUGUUAUUGAGGAAUUCAGAUAUUUCUGAAAAUGCAGAGCUCGAUGAUACCAUAAAGUUUUGUGAUAACACCUUAACUCCAGAAGAUCUUGGAUGUUUACCAGAUGAUCUGAAGAUAUCAGCAACAUUCCAUAUAAAGGAGGCAGAAAGUAAGGCAGAUAUAAGCAAACAUGACAAAGAAGAAUACAAGGAUAUUGCAGAGGAGCAGCUUCUUGGCAAAAGAAACCUUUCACCACUGAGACCUGGUCAAACUGCAGAAGCCACAUUACUUAAUAUUAGCACUAUUGCUUCAGCACUAGCAAAUGCAUCAUGCAGUGCUAACCCUUCUGAGUUGGCAGAGAUGAUCAUAGCAUUGUCAAAUAAAAAUAAAUUGUUGUGCGAGUCUUCAGAACUUCAGCAAUCAAAACGGUUGUCUGAUCCACCUGGACAAUGUUAUCCCGGACAUUUUGAUAUGGAAAGGUAUCUUAAAGCUACAAUUAACUGUAACCAAGACACUGAUAUUGAAAGCUUUGUGAACUCUGUAAAGGAUUUUACCUGGGACUUGUCUGCAAGGGAUAAGCUGCAAGAAUCUGCUACAGGAUUAGCCAAUAUCACAGACAUUCAAAAGGAAGACUUAAGAAAGCCAGAGUAUUCAAAGGAAGUUCAAGUUGGGUGCAAUAAACUGCAGUCUACAUACAGUGUAGCUAAAGAUGUAUCAUUACAGCAAGAUGUCACUUCAAGCAGUCUAAGGGCUAAGAAUAGCCAUUCAUCAGAAAUGGCUGAAACAAAACCUGAAUCAUUCAGGACCUCUGUCAGUAACACAAACAGAGAAAAUAAAAUAAAUAAUGAGGAAAAUAAAAUUAAUUCUUCAGCAACUGCUCCACUAAACCCAUAUUCUUUAGAAGGCGUUUGUUUAUCAGAUGGCAAAAGCAGCCACACAGAGAAUAAUUCUUUGAAAUCUUGUUUUCCAAGUAAUACAAAGACUAGUUCUUAUUUAUCAAAUGAUCCAACACCUGCACCUUUUUCAAAGGAGGCCUAUAUUAUACGCGAUGAUACUUCUCAGAAGCAUGUUAGUUUCCAGCCGCCUCCAAGUGGAAUACCUCAGAAAUUGUCAGAUUACAGUGUGCAUACAGUGGAAGAGGAACAUUACAGUUUCAGGCCAUCAACUUGCCCUUUGAUUCAUUCUUCUCCAAGCCAGGAUUCCAUGAAGCUUUCUGAGAAAGAUAGUUUGUCCUCUGAAUCAUCGUGUCUCAGUCCCAGCCUAAGCAGACUGACCUAUUGUUCAGCCACAGAGAAUACGUUACAGAAUACUACUAUAAAAAGUCCUGAUAACAAAAAGGGCAAUAACACCAUAGAGCUAAGUACCACUAUAGUGAGAGCCAGUCCUACACCUUCAGAAAUGCAGAUGAUGCAAAACAAUGAUUUGCCCCGGCAGGAAAGCAAAUUUCAAAAAUACACUGAAACUACUAAAGUGAGCAAGAGUUUAACUGGAAUCCGGGCUCUUUCUGCUAAUAGUGGAUCAGAAACAGAAGAAGCUUUAAAAGCAGAUGGAAAGAGAACAGAAUUGGGACACCUAGCUUUAGAUUAUAAAGAAAAAGUUAAAGCACUUGGUUCUGAUUUAUUAGCCGAGAAGUCCCUUCAAACCCAGUCAGAUGGUGUCUCCCCUUGGCAACAUUAUGCUUCAAAAUCUACUCAAGGUCUUUCUUCUGGAGAUAUACUGCAGUCGGCUUUGCUUGAGAAGUACAAUGCAGUUCACAAUAUCCCUGGUGGUCACCAGUGUGGUUUUGCACAAGGCUUUAAACCAGUAUUGCUAGCCAGUUCUGAUCCAAGACUCCUUAAUGCACCUUCUCUUUCCACCACUCAAUUUUCUCAACAAUACUUAGCAGGUGUUACUCAAAUUCCCCCUUUUGCAGUUGGAAGCCAUGGAGGGUAUCCUGGGUGUUCACUUCAAGGUCCAAACAUCCAUGCCCCGAUGACUGCAAAUGUUGCUGCAAGUGUUUUUUCCACACUUUCAAUUGGUAAUUCCACUUCAGGAAGUCAAAGCAGUAGCCUUCCUUUUCAUUUGGUGGACUCCCAGGCUGGCUCUGGACUCUCUCAGUGGUCUACAAGAAUGUCAUCUGGUUUUGGACAAGUUUUGGUGCCAGAAGAGGUGACGUUCCCUAACACGUGUUGUGUUGGCAUUGCAUCUCAAGCAUCUUUAAACAUUUUCAAUCCCAAUGAAAGAUGGAUGCAAGUCAAUAUUAGUAUGAUCAGUAUAUCUGUGAAUGGAGAGAAAAUUGAUGUUGGUGCCCACCAGUGCUUAAUUUUUAAGAAUAAAACCAUUAUUGGUCCACGGGCUUCUGAAGAAGUGAAAAUUCUCCUUUUACCUCAGAGGCCAGGGCUUUUCCAAUGUGUGCUAUGUUUAUCAUCUUGGCCUGUAUCUGCGGAUACAGAAACAAUUGGAAGAGCUGAAACCAUAUCUUCAAAAGUCGUCCUUACUGCUGUGUCAGAAUAUCCCUUAAUUGAGGUGGACACAGGAAAGGCUGACUGCUUGGAUUUUGGCGAUUUGCCAUCUGGCACUUGGAAGACUCUUCCAAUAAAAUUGAUUAAUAAGACACGUGCUACCGUACCGAUCAGACUUAUAAUUAGUGCUAAUGCCACCGCUUGGCGUUGCUUUACUUUUUCCAAAAAUCCUGCAGUGAAAGAAUUUGCUGUACAUGGAGAUCCUGUCUCAAAGAUGUCUUCCCCUUCUGUCAUAAGCCAUGUUAUGCAUGCAUGUUAUGACAACCAGGAAUCUGAGGUAUUUGCGCUGUGGGUUGCAUUCCAUGCUCCUCAAACUUAUAACUCAGCAGCUUGUUUGCUUGGACCACCUGAAGAAUUCAUAGCAAGGAUUGAUAUUGAAAUUGACAGCCCAGGUCCUUCUUGCCCGUUGAAAAGUAUCCCUCUGCAUGCAAGAGUUGGCUGUGCCCGGAUACAUGCUCCUAAAGACUUGCAGACCAUUCAUUUAAGAUGUAACGUGGGUUCAUCAACUAAGCAACAGCUUCCUCUUAAAAAUGCUGGAAAUAUUUCAACACACUUGUUAGUAAAGUGUACAAAUGAAGAUAAUGUUUUUAGUGUGGAUGCAGAAGAACUAUUUCUUGGCCCUGAAGAAGAGCAAGUAGUAACUGUAAAAUUCACACCUCGGUGUUCUAAGCCUAAACAGAGUUGUUUGAAAAUUAUUGUGCAGCCUUCGGGGCCCCAAUAUGAAGUUGCAUUGAUCGGCGAAAGUGAACUACCAAUAACCAAGAAUUCAGCAAACUUACAGUCGCUGAAUAAUUCUGAUGUACCUCCCAUUCUUUCCAAUAAGCAGUUCAUGUCUUGGGGUGGAGUUGCUCUUGGAAGAGCGGUGCAACAAAAGUUAACACUGAGAAACACGUCAACCAUUUCAAGCCAGCAUUUGCGCCUCUUAAUAAGAGGUCAAGAUCAAGACUGCUUUCAGUUGCAAAGCACGUUUGGUUCGGAAGAACGUUUGACUAACAAUCGUGAUCUUACAAUUCGUCCAAAAGAAGAUUCUUGUGUUCAGCUGAUGUUUUCACCUACACGCAUAGGUUGUAUGUUGGCUAAGUUGGAGAUCAAGCAAUCUGGCAUAAAACCCUCACAGCCGGGAAUUAAGUUUACUAUACCCCUUUCUGGUUAUGGUGGCACAAGUAACGUGAUACUUGAAGGAGUUCAAAAGCUGUCGGACAACUACAUGAUAACACUAAGUGGUGUGAUGCCUGAUCGUGUGAGCAGGGGUAACAUCUCAAUAAUAAACACUGGUUCCAGGGCAGCAUAUGUUAAAGCUGUGUGCUUUGCGAAUGUACAGAAAGGUCUGCUAAUGGAUUCUGACUCUUGUUAUGUCACUCCUGAAAAGUUUGUAAUGAAAGAAGGCACCCAAGAGAUUGUUACUAUAUCCUACAAUGGUGCAGGACUAGGGGAAUGCCUUCAAUCUAGCACAUCGCUGUUAUGCACGGUUUGUUUUUUCUGUGGUGAUGAAGUUUCCAGACAGCAGUUUCGCAGGGCACUGAAAUACAAACCCGAAUCUGCACAAAAAAACAUUGCUGAGAAUACAAAGUUAAAAAAUAUACAAUUUGAUGAAGAGUUUCGCGGUGAGCAUUUUGUGUCCGAAGUGUAUGAUUUGCCACAGAGACCAAAUGAUGUUCAGCUAUUCUAUGGGAAUAUGCAGAAAGUUACACUUUCUGUAUUUGGAAGUGCUUCAGAAGUGAAUAAUCGUUCAUCUUUGCCGCUGUGUCUAAAUGUUAACUUAGCCAGCCCUCAAGGAAAUACAGAAAGACACCUUAGCUAUAUGUCACUUGAUGACUUACCUGUCAAAGGCCCACAAGGACCUCUUUUGCCAAAUACCAAUGUUUUGUCACAAAAUAAUAUUCCUGAACAGCAUCCAUGGACUGUGAAGCCAGAUGUCCUAGUGUUAAGAGCUCCUAAUGUUGGUGGCCUGGCAGGAACAGGACAUAUCCGAAUUGAGAACAAUUCUCCAAAAUCGUUACAGUUUGAUCUGUCUUGGCCUGCGCAUUGUCUUACCAUUACGCCGCAGCAUGGACAUGUGGAGCCUCAGGACCAUGCAAUUAUCCUAGUGAGUCCAAAUCCUUUGGUAUCCACAAAGCAGACCAUGCUUCCAUGGAAUGGCCAGAUCUACGUCCAUUGUGACAUUGGUCAAAAGAUUGUUAAAGUUCAGAUAACUAGUGAGGUUUCCUCAGUUGUGUCUGUAAAUGAAGGCGUACCAAAGUCGUCAUCUGUCCUUUCUCCCCGUCUGGAAGCACCAAUUCAUGUAGCAAAACCUCUCUCUAAAGCUUACUUGUCUAAAGUUGAAAUAAAGAAUCGGACUGUAGUGUUUCCAAGAACUGCUGCAGGUGGAAGUUCAGAGACGCUAUUGGAUAUUGAAAAUUCAAGUGAUACAGAUAUGAAAUGGCUUCUCUCAUCUUUCGCACCCCCUUAUGUUAAGGCCAUUGACCAAAGUGGAGAUGUGUAUCGUGCAACUUAUGCAGCUUUUAGAUGCUCUCGCAUGUCUGGUCUUCUUUCAGCUCAUGAGAAACUAAAAGUGCCAGUUACUUUUUUCCCGAGAGACAAAGGUGAUUAUACUCAGUCUUGGGACCUUGAAUGUCAUCCAGUUUCAGAACCGCAUUUGAAGCAUAAAGUGAGGUUUCAGCUCUGUGGAGAAGGUGUCAAAGAUGAAAGUGAGUUGGUGAAAAGUUCAGUUGAAGCUUUAGUAAAGACAGAAGUGCAAGUGAAGCCAAGGAAAAGAUCUGGCUCGGAAGCAUCUACUUUAAAACCAGCGCAAGAUGAUGCAGUUCGGGGAGUUUUUGCUUUAGAAGAGAGAUAUACCUUUCCAUCUACACUUGUUGGUGAAUCCAGCUCGUUGAAAGUUAAUUUAAGGAACAAUUCAUUCACAACCUAUAUGCUGAGAUUUGUAAGUCCAAAAGAGCCAUUUCACAUGAAGCAUUCAAAGUAUUCUCUUAGAGCGCACCAUUAUAUCAACCUGCCCGUGAAAUUCAAACCUAUGGCCGUUGGCAGAUUCGAAGGCCAACUUGUUGUCCAGACAGACGCCGGAGAUAUCUAUAUUCAACUUGUUGGUGAAGCACUGUCUAAGUAAAAUGUGUGUGGUCUAUUGUGUGUAAUGUUAGUAUGCUGCUAUGUAAUAUUCACAAUGCCUAAGUGCUAGACACUAAUUGUACAUUUUCUGUAUUAAUAUUCAUAGUUUUUACUAAAGUUGGUUGAAGACUGGCCUUUCCGUGUGUUGGUUACUUUCAGCUCUCUAAGAUUAUGAUACAGGCCUUUCAGACCCAGCUGGAUAUUAGUAAAUGAUAAACUGGACAAUGGGUGCUUGUUCUCUCUAUUAUUUUGGUUUAUUAACUUUGUGAUACUUGCAGCAGCAGAAAAGUUCUUGUACUGCUGUUAGUUUAUAUUGCGCAGGAGAUUUACAAAGGUCUCCUCAUCUGUUCCCUGUCUUGGAUCAAGGUAAAAUAUUCUUAUGCCUGCUGUAGUAAGCAGUUAUCUUUUUGCUUAGAUUUCUCUAAGCCCAGACUGAAUUUGCACCAUUAACGGAGGAGCAAAAUAUUAUUUCUUUAAAUUUAUUGAUAUCUAUGUGAAAUGUUUUAAUCCAAAGAUGAUUUUCAAAAUGCAUUCACAUUUUUUUUUCUAGUGAGGAAUAUUUGCAAGGUUAAGGACUGUAAAUCCUUGUAUUUUUAUAUUGCUUGUAUUAAAAACAAGACUGUCUUGAUGGAUUUUCUUUUGUUUGAAGUGUUUCUGUAUUA
Molecule: messenger RNA, 8476 nt
Organism: Hyla sarda
Lineage: Eukaryota; Metazoa; Chordata; Amphibia; Anura; Hylidae
Gene: CEP192
Product: centrosomal protein 192
Exons: 47
Coding region: 175-7815 (2546 amino acids)
Biological process (GO): centriole replication; centrosome-templated microtubule nucleation; centrosome duplication
Cellular component (GO): cytoplasm; centriole; pericentriolar material
Molecular function (GO): protein kinase binding
Source: RefSeq, a predicted model, not a curated record